Hemicordylus capensis (graceful crag lizard) is the source of this 1370-nucleotide messenger RNA. RefSeq lists its product as uncharacterized. The transcript is spliced from 7 exons. Bases 501 to 1286 code for a protein of 261 amino acids. NCBI's taxonomy places the organism in Eukaryota, Metazoa, Chordata, Lepidosauria, Squamata, Cordylidae. The record is from RefSeq and is a predicted model, not a curated record.
UGCUUUGGCUGCUAGCCCAACCAGAGUGGUCUCGCUUGGAGAUGGGUCUCACCAUGCCCCCAAUCCCCCUUAGCAAUGCCAGUCUCCAGUUGUGAUGGUGGGGUCCCUGAAGGAACCAGCAGCCUCACCACCCACGGGCCGGUGAGCAUGGUGGCAGCCUGGUGUGGGAUCACUUCCAGUUCUGCCUUAGUGACCCUUUACAUGCUGUCUGCACCUACUGCAGGGCAUGGGUCAGCAGGGAAAAGGACCCCAAGCGUCUUGGGACUAUGGUGAUGCUGUUGCACCUGCGACCCCUUUCACCUGAGGGUCCUUUCUCCUGCUGGAAGCAAUAGGCCUGGCGUGCCCUCGGCUAGCAGAACAGCUGCUCCUGCUCCCAAGCCUCCAGGAUUCGAAGGUCACUUGCAAUAGGGGGCUCCCACCACAAAGGCCCUGAUCAGGCCCAUAGGCAGCCUCAAUGUACACCCUGGGACAUCCCCUGGCUACGGGUCCCUGCUGUUCCCAUGGCAGCUCUUGUGGAGAAGUGCCAAAAGAUAGUCGGCCAUUUCCACCGGGGUGAAAAGGCUCAGCAUAUGCUGAAAGAGAGGCAGCUUGAGCUGGACCUACCUGACCUACCUGAACACCUGAUGCCUUUGCAGGUUCCUACCCAGGGGGACUCUCACGUUCUUCUCCAGGAUGGUUUGGUUGGGGGGUUUUCUCCUCCAUGCUGCGCCUCAGGAGAGGCAAAGAGGUCAUCCUUGUCUGGACCCAGUUCUUGUCCGCCAUUACGGAAGAUGUCAAAGACGUCAGGUCGUUGGGUGGUCAACUCCUUUCCUAUGAUAAGGACGAGGCCAUGGAAGCCGUACUGCAAAAUGAAGCCGCCUAUGCCCUUCAAUCUCAAGGCAGCAGCCGUCAACGUGGCGGUGUCCGGGCUGAACCAACUGGACCCAGGGCCCCAGGAGAACAUGGCAUCCUGCAAGAAGGUGCUCAGAGGGCUGCUGGAGGAGGCCACCUCUAUCCAGAACAUAAUUGGCAUCUUGAAGGAGCUCCACAGGUACAUCAACAUGGAGAAGCCCCGCCUGCAGACUCUGGGCCGAGAAGCCUACAUUGAUGCUCUGGCUCACGUGGCCAGACUGCCCAAUAUGGAACUGGCCACAUGGAAGGUUCUGUUUCUCAAGGAAGAGCAGUUGGCUCAUCAUAACAUCCAGAGCACCAUCAAAGAUGGCCUCAUCUUAGAGGAUUUCCAUGAAAAGGAGGAGUUUGUGGCAUCCUGCAUUUCCUUCCUCUUCUUUUUAAUGCUAGCAGCCUAAAUCUAGGAGAAUAUCUGCCUGGAGGAAUUCUAUGUUUUAAAAAAUACAUAUCAUACAUAUUACAUAAUUGUUUUUAACAAUGAC